GCAAGAUGGCGACCGCCGUGCAUGUUGUGGUGUUGGCGGUGUUGUUGUCGGUGGUUGUAGGGGAGGCAGCACAUCGAGUCAACGUUCACGCCGUGUAUGAUGAAACCAGUGGGCGGUUCCAGGUACUCGAGGGAUUCACCACAGAGGAUUCCCUGGCGUGGGCACAGUUCAUCAACUCCGUCAAUGAAACUGGAUGGGGUUAUCUAGAACUAAGCACGCAGUAUGAAUACGAUGAAAAAUACAACGACUCCAUGUUGGCCUACGCUGCCGGCUUGGUGGAGGGCUACGUCACACGUGACCUCAUCAACAUGCACUGGGAGAACACCAUGGCCGGCUACUGCGACGAACCCUACUCCGCCUACUGUCAACGUCUGCGCGACUUCCUCGAGACCAACUUAAACUGGAUUCGAACCUCAAUCAAGAACAACCCCGAUGACCCCUACUGGCAUCAGGUGGAGAUGUUCUACACCCAGCUGCGGGGGAUGUCCGACGGCUACAACAAUGACCCUCAGAGGCCCUCGCUGGACAUAGACCCAUUCGGGUUGUACAUGUUCCAGAUCAGUGACGACGUGGGGGAUCUGGAGGUAGCGCUUCACAAACCCGGCGUCAGGGUCGACCAGCCACGACGUGGUCACUGCUCCGCCAUCGUCAAAGUCGACCCUGAGUACGGGGACCUCCUCGUCGCCCACAACACGUGGACCAGCUACAAGAACAUGCUGCGCAUGCUCAAGAAAUACACGCUACAGUACAGCAUGACUGACGCCAUGAAGGGCGUGAUGCCCAGGGGCAGUGUGUGGACGUUCUCCUCCUACCCCGGCUACCUCGUCUCCUCCGACGACUUCUACGUGCUCUCCUCCUGGAUGGUCACCAUGGAAACAACAAUCCCCAACAACAACUCCGCCCUGUACCAGCACACGAAGCCCGAGGGGUGCGUGUUGGAGCCCGUGCGGGUGUGGGCGGCCAACAGACUGGCCGCGACGGGACAGGAGUGGGUGCUUAACUUCAGCCGGUACAACAGCGGCACCUACAACAACCAGUGGAUGAUUGUGGACCAAAAACUGGUUCAAGAAAAUCUUCCCCCGGGGGUACUGACGAUUGUAGAGCAGAUGCCGGGCUACGUUGAAUAUGCAGAUGUGACUGACGUCUUAACGAAAAACACCUACUGGGCCAGCUAUAACAUUGCAUAUUUCCCGAAAAUAUUCAACAUGAGCGGCCAACAACAGUUUGUCGACAAGUAUGGGGACUACUUCACGCACGACAUGUGCCGCCGUGCUCAGAUAUUCCGCCGCGAUCACCACAAGGUCAAGGACAGAAAUACGCUGUUUAAUUUAAUGAGGUACAACGACUUCCAACACGACCCCCUGUCUAAGUGCAACUGUACCCCGGGGUACAGCGCCGACCUCGCCAUCGCAGCUCGCGACGACCUGAACGACGAAACCGGGACCUACCUCUACGACGCCCUAGGAUACGCCAUGAGGGGGGCUAUAGACGUGAAGAUGGUAGGGACGGGGGAGAUGCAGUGGCUGUUGUUUGAUGCCGUCUCGGGGCCCACGUCUGACCAGCAACCGCCGUUCCAGUGGUCAAAGGUCAAGGACGCCGACACGUACCCCCACUUUGGACAGCCAGACAUAUUCAACUUUAAACCCGUGUCAUUUAACGGAACAGUUUUACCACCUUUCACGCCCGCUUGGUACCCAGAAACAUGACGUACAGUUAAACCUCGUUAAUCCGGACGAACAUGACAUACAGUGAAACCUCGUUAAUCCGGACGAACAUGACAUACAGUGAAACCUCGUUAAUCCGGACUUGACUGUUCUGUGUCACGCCACUCGGAUCGAUGAUAUGCAUCAACAAGCCUGACCCCCCGAUCCCGUUAGUUGCCUCUUACGACAAGCAUCGUCGCCUUUUACGACAAGCAUGGGUUUCUGAAGACCUAUUCUACCCCGGAUCUUAACAGGUCUACUGUUCAGCGAAAUCGUCCAGAUUAACGAAUCAGGGUAAAAUUCCUUUAUAUCUUUACAGAUGUCCCUGAUACGUCAGGUGUCGGGAUUAUCGAGAUGUCACUGUUCACAAAAUUUUAUGUUAUUUACGGAAUACUAAUUUUUUUGUGUCUC
Molecule: messenger RNA, 2114 nt
Organism: Haliotis rufescens (red abalone)
Lineage: Eukaryota; Metazoa; Mollusca; Gastropoda; Lepetellida; Haliotidae
Product: putative phospholipase B-like 2
Exons: 11
Coding region: 6-1706 (566 amino acids)
Biological process (GO): phospholipid catabolic process
Cellular component (GO): extracellular region
Molecular function (GO): glycerophospholipase activity
Source: RefSeq, a predicted model, not a curated record